Octopus bimaculoides (California two-spot octopus) is the source of this 6270-nucleotide messenger RNA. RefSeq names its product gephyrin-like. Gene Ontology annotation, cellular component: postsynaptic membrane; postsynaptic specialization; cytosol. Gene Ontology annotation, biological process: gamma-aminobutyric acid receptor clustering; Mo-molybdopterin cofactor biosynthetic process; postsynaptic neurotransmitter receptor diffusion trapping. NCBI's taxonomy places the organism in Eukaryota, Metazoa, Mollusca, Cephalopoda, Octopoda, Octopodidae. The record is from RefSeq and is a predicted model, not a curated record. Gene Ontology annotation, molecular function: molybdopterin molybdotransferase activity.
GUGUUAAUCAGACACCACCUCCUCAGAAUUACCGUCUCUAUCAUGAUUCAUCACAAGGACCAAACCAGGAUGACCAUAUUGAAAUUCCUCCUAUGUAUUAUGGUGGGCUGCACUAUGAAAGCCAUGUUGAUACUACCCAUGUGGCCAACCGAGCCCGGCAAUCAUCAUAUAAAAUGAUUUCUGUUGAGUCUGCUUUAGACAUAGUUUUGACGGAAACUCCUGUUGCAGAGACUGCUAAAUUUAAGUACUCAGAGUGCCUUGGUUAUUAUCUAGCAGAAGAUGUGUUUGCCAAAGAACCUGUACCUCCAUUUCGGGCUUCAAUCAAAGAUGGCUAUGCUGUGAUGAGCAGGGAUGGUGUUGGCAAGAGAUUGGUUAUUGGCAGUGCAACAGCAGGAAAUACUUCGAAGACCCGUCUAGAGUCCUCCUAUUGUAUGCGUAUCACCACUGGGGCCCCUGUACCACAGGGAGCUGAUGCAGUUGUACAAGUGGAAGAUACUGAAUUACUAAAGAAGACAAAUGAUGGGAAAGAGGAGUUAGAAGUAUUGAUUAAGAAAUCACCAACUACAGGUCAAGAUAUCAGGCCUGUUGGUGCUGAUAUUCCACAAGGUGAAAAGAUCUUAAAACGGAACCAAAGACUUGGACCUUCAGAACUUGGACUCUUAGCAACUGCUGGUGUGGUGCAAGCCAAAUGCUUCCAGAAGCCAACUGUGGCCAUCUUGUCAACUGGUAAUGAGCUUGUUGACCCUGGUGAUGUGCUUGAGCAUGGAGAAGUGCGUGACAGUAACCGUAUAACACUACUAGCUUUAAUGAAGGAACAUGGUUUCAAGACUAUUGAUCUGGGUAUUGCUGAAGACAGUCCUGACACACUGUUUACCAAGUUAUCCAUUGCUAUUUCUGAAGCAGAUGUUGUUGUGACGUCUGGUGGUGUGUCUAUGGGAGAAAAGGAUUUAUUGAAACAAGUUCUUGAAGAGGAUUUGGAGGCUGUAAUUCAUUUUGGAAGGGUUUUCAUGAAGCCUGGGAAGCCCACAACUUUUGCAACCAUUGACACAAAACAUGGACGGAAAUUAGUGUUUGGUCUUCCUGGGAACCCAGUCUCUGCAGUUGUCACAUGCAACCUCUUUGUUAUUCCAGCCAUCUAUCACAUGUCUGGCUGUCCAACACCUUGGAGAACAGUUGUAAAAGCUAAAGUGGACCGGAAUAUCAAGUUGGAUCCUCGACCUGAAUAUCAUCGAGUUGUGCUGUCAUGGGGACCUGGCGGAGUUGGGGAUGAUGAUGGGUUACCUACUGCUUCCAGCACAGGCAACCAGCAGAGUAGUCGGUUGCUCAGCAUGCAGUGUGCUAAUGCUCUCUUGGCACUGCCACCACAUGCUGAUGGCAGGUCUCUGGUCACAGAAGGAGAAGUCCUUGAUGCAAUUCUCAUUGGCAAUAUUAGCUCAAUGUAACAACAUGGCUUUCUCUCUUCCAAAAUUCUCUUUCUCUUUCCUUCUUUCUACCUUUUUUUCUCUACUUCUUUUUGCUCCCUGCCCUCACUUUUUCUUGUUUUUCUUGCUUUUUUCCUGAUUCCCCAUUAUUUCUUCCUUUUCACUUUUUCAUUCUCCCCCACUUCUUAUUUCUCUUUUCUCACUGUAUCCUUAUCUCUCUCUCUCUCUCUCUCUUCUAUUUUCCUCUGUUAUCCCUCGUUGACAAUAAUUAUCUCAGUGUUUUGCAUUGUGGAGUGGCAAAAAUGAUAAUUCAUCUUGCCAAAUAUCCUGUUAUUUUCACAAUUCAGUUCCACUGUGAUUGGCUUUCUUUCCAUCCUUUUCUGGACUCAGUGAAAUAAGUACCACUAAUACACCCAAGAUCCAUAUAGUGUUACUUCACUAUAUAUUUGUGCCAGAUCGAUAUUAUUUCAAUGUACCAAUAUAGCUCCUUCUCAUUCUUUCACAAACUUCUCAACUGAUACUAAUAGUGCAAUGUAAUCUUUCCCUGACUACCUCCAGCCCCUCUCUUCAUCCCCUUCCUUAUAUUUCUUGUAUAUUCAUAUAGCUAUCUCAUAUCAUCUUUUAUUACCAUUACUAGCUCAUCAUAAUGCCACGUCUUUCACUCUGGCUCUCUGUUCUUCCCCCUCUGUCUGUCUCUCUUUCCCUCUCUCUGUAUGUGUGUGCAUAUAUAUAUAUAUAUAUAUAUAUAUAUAUAUAUAUAUCCAUUUAUCUUUCUUUCUCAUUCUACUCAUUACCAAUAUUAAGUUCAUCGUAAUACCUUGGCUAUUGCCCUUCUCUCUUGCAUUCUUCUUGCUUUUCUUUCCAUGUCUAUCUCGCUUCUUCAUUUGGUAUGAUACCAAUAGCCAAGACAGCAGGACACUAAUCUAAAUUCUAAAUAUCAUAGAAUUUAGUUCUCUCUCUCUCUCUUUCCUCCUCAGUUUAGUUUCAAUGGGAUUUACCCCUUUGAUAUUGGCGAAAUAAGUAACUGUGGUAUACUAGAGUGAGUUUAUUGACUAUAGUUCUUUCUCUGAAACCUUGUACUUAGUUAAAAGAACUCAUUAUGCUCACUAUAAAUUUACUGUUUCUCUUUUUGUCUACCACCUUUUCCUUCUCUCCCACUUAAUUCCACUAGCUCCUCUUUCUCAGUCUUUGUCCUUUGCCUCUCUGUAUGUCUCUUAUUCUCUUUCUUUCUUAAUUUCUCUCUCUCUCUCUCUCUUAACUCUGUUGGUUUUCUAUGUGGUCAAGCAGUUUCUUUGAAAUAGCUUCUCAAAACAAAUCUAGUUGUCUUAAAAAUAGGGUGAUAACCACCCCUCCUCCCAAGUAUCACCUCCUUCUACCUAUUCACCAUCCUAUGUACUAGAUACAUAGGACAAUGCAGUCUCAAAUAUGAGCAUAUUAUGUGUAAUGGUCAGAUCUGCUUAAUCAGACAUUUUCCUCCUUGUCCCUACCUCUGUCUAUCUGUCUGCCUCUCUCUCUCUCUCUCUCUACCCCUUGGUCUAUUUUCCUGUGAUUUUCUUUUUGUUAUUUUCAUUCUGAUACCUUCCGUUCUUUUUAGCCUCCUUCUCUCUUAGCAUCUCUCCUUCCUCAUACCCCCCCCCCUACUAAUCAUGUCUCAUCAAAUCUCCCAUCAUGUUCAACUGGUAUGGUUUAUAUACCUAACCGAAUUCAAAUAAAUGAUAAAACAAAUGCACAGCAAAAUCAAAAUCAAAAUCAAAAUAGGGUGGUGGGAUAAGUUAGGGCACUGUGAAGGUUUAAUGUUUCAAGGCUCUCCAGGUGAGAAUAGUUUCAUUUUCCUUCAUUUGAAGGCUAUACCCAAUUUACAGAAGAUAACUUUUCUUCCCUAUAACCUAUUAUUAUUUACUUGUACUAACAGGUUUCUCUCACAGACUAAUAAGGAAACCUUUAAACAGUUGCUCAACCUGUUAGAAAUAGCAGAUAAAUUUCUUUUAAAUCAAACCCUACUUUUAAAAAGUCAGUACAUAUUUGAAAAUGUGAUUAUAGAUAUAAUGCAAAAAUGGAUUGGCUGUGGCUGGAAUGCCUUUGAUCAUAGAUCUGUUCUUUCAGAGCCAAUCUGGGGCUAAACUACAAACAGCAGUUUUGCAAAUUGAGCUUGCUCUUUUUGUUGAGCCUGUGUCUCAGCUGCUGACUAACUGUUAUUUGUCUGAGCGUGUUCAGUCCCACUGAGUGACAACUUGGGAAACCAAAGCCUUGUGAGUGGAUUUGGUAGAUGGAAGCUGAAAUAAGACCAUUAUGUAUAUCAUCAUCAUGUUCCAUACUGGAUUUUAUAUAUGUGUAUACAUAUAUACAUAGUCAUCUAAGAAUCCCUAAGUUGGAAAGAAAGUGCUCAUGUAUAUUUGUUAAUAGAGUGGGUACAUUAAUCCAAGUAUACAGUAUUAUAGAUUCAUUUCAGUUAAUCUUACCAAUUGGUUUGCACUGGGUAUCAGAUAACUGAUUAUUAGAUUGAAUGGUUAAGUAGCAUCACAUGCUCUUCAGAGAAAGCAGUGCAUACUUUUUCAACUGAUGGAUUCUUAGUUGACUAACACAUUCCCUCAUAUUGCAGCGUAUAUUGCAAUAGACCACCCACAACUUGUGCCUUAUAGAUGCUAUCCCUGGAUGUGCACACCACAUAGUCAUCAAAGACUCUCCACAGCCACAUUUUAUACAUCUUUUUACCACAUAUCUGUCAUCUCUGAGGAGCAUGUGGUGUUACUUAACCACACUGUUAUUUAAUAUCCAGUGUGAAACUGAUUGGUAAGAUUGGCCGAAAUGGAUAUAUAACACUUUACUUGGAUUGAUGUAUAUGUAUGGAUGUAUGCAUAUGAAUGCAUGUAUGUCUGUUUACAUCUGCUAUGUCUUGUGCGAAAGUGAUGUUAGAUUCUCCUAUCAACAAAUUGUCCAGACAGUUUGUGCCUUAGAAAUUGUGGAAUAAGUUUUCUUUUACUUGAGGUGAGGGCAAUAUGCUGUAAAACAAAGCACCAAGAAGGUUAUCUGGCUGUAAAACAAUGCCUUAACAUAUUCAUCCAACCUAUGGAAGUGUGGCAAAAUGGAUGUAAUAUGAACUGAUGAACAAAUGUCUAGCCCAACCAACAAGUCUCAAUAUAUUUUCAAAUGUCUUUGAAUGAUUAGAGAUCCUCCAUGCUUCACUGUUUUAUUAAAUUGACUUGCUUGAAAAUGGGUGAGGAUUGGUGACAGGAAGGACAUUUGGCUGUUGAAAAUCUACCUCUACAAAUUCCAACUAACCCAUACAAGCAUGGAAAAGUCUGUGUGUUAAAUAAUGAUGUUGAUUAGGAACACUAAAUUACAAGUUGUUAUUUAGCCCAAGACAUUUCAGUUGUGGCCGUCUUGUCUUUCUUGUAAAAAAAGUAAUUGUAUAUCUAGAAUCACAUUAUCAAAUUGCCUCCUAAUUUUGUAAUGAUAAAGGUGUGUUAUGAGAGAGUUUUGGCAGCUAUAUCUAGCAAGUCAAGCAACCAUGUAGAAGCUUUCAUACUGAAGAUAUAUUUAAUAUUUCGAGAAAAUGUUACAGUCAUUGAAAGCUCUUGACAAAUCAAAAUUGCAAUUCAGUUUCCAUUAUGAAUUGAAGAUUUUUUUACUGUAUCCAUAGAUUCUUGGGAAUGGUAUGAAAGUCUUAAAACUUCAUGAACAUCCUCAUUCUGUUAGAAAAUAGAGCCUUCUAUGUAGCAAAGAAAGAAAAAAAAAGAAUUCCAGUUAUUCCAGAACAUAAUGAGAAACAAUACACAUACCACAAAAACAUAUAACAAUAACUUGGUGACUAUUUUGUAAAUUCUGCUGAAAUUAUGACAAAUCUCUUUUUAAAUACUAUCUUACAUAUAUAUACAUACAUGCAUACUGUCUAACACAGGCCUGGUCAACUCGAAUUACAUUGCGAGCCACUUUAAUCACAGAAAAUUUUUUGAGAGCUGCUUGUAUACUGACAGAAUUGAAUGCAUUUUGCUUUCUCAUGCUAUUAUUACAAUAAUGAAUGAAUGAUCGUUGAUUCAACAUGAAAUAUUAUUGUUGCAAAAACAGUAGUAUCUUUCUUUUUUACUUUUCAUUACAAUCCUUAAUUUUUGAUAACAUUUUUUAAAAUGUUUGUUUAAAUAAACCCAUGUCAAGAAAGUAUCAAGUGAGCCGCAAGAUAAAAGUUUGCAAGCCGCAUAUAGCCUGCGGGCCUCAGGUUGACCAGCCCUGAUCUAACACAUACAUAUAUAAAUACUUAGAUAUAUGCAAAUAUUUACACACAAGGACUUUCUCAUUUCUUUCUUUACACUAAUUCACUUUCUUACACAUACACACACACACACACUAACAUAUAUGCUUCAUCUUCUGCCAUACAUACUCAGAGAAGCACACAAGUAUUUGUUCCACCAACACAACUUCAUCACUUCCUUACCUACUCAAAACUAAGCAGACUGUUACAAUCCCUAAAAUGCUGACACACUCAUACACACAACCCCAAAUAGACAAAGACAAUCAUGCACACAUUCACAAACAGCUCCUUUAAUUUUUUCAUCACUCAAUCUUUCAAUGACACAUAGACACUCAUGCAUACAUACACACAUCGACACCUACAUACACUUUAUUUGCACUGAUGCAGAAGUGCAUUAAGGUGUUUAUAUGAUGGUGAUAUACUUGUACUUACUGUGAAAGAUGAUUUUCAGAGCGUGGACCUCGCUCUCAUUUUAUGCAUGAAAUCAUAAGUGCCUAAUUUAAGAUAAAUUUAUAUAACAAAUAUAUUUGUUUUAUGUGACUACUAAUGUUUCUUAUAUUUUUUUUUUUAAUAUAAUAAUGGCUUUUAUAUAUAUAUAUAUAU